UUUAUAAGUCUUUCGCUGUUUCUAGGAAACGGUUAUGUGCGUUAUUGCAUAAUCGACUUAAAGUUGGAUGUGGUGGGGCUAAUAUUGUCGAUCAUGCCCUGAACGCAUGUUCUUGUUGUCUUCAGUUCCCUUUUUUUCCAGAAAAAUCCUGCUGUUAGUCUGGUAAUGCGACCUAUAGUUGGACGGAACAGAAAAAAGGCAAGAAGCCCCUAUAUUGCCAAAGUUAAUUUCUUGUAGUGUACUGUUUCGGGAUUCACAGUCUUCUUUGACAGAUGUACGCAUCUGAUGAGGAGCACAUUCAUACUAGAAAGCCUGUGCCACAAUAAAAUAGGUGACUCUCGGAGGUGCCACUGAACUCAUUUUGAAUUUGAAACAACAUACUAACUCGGCUACUUCCAGGUUUACUUUUGAAAGAGCCAUUGAUCUAAAAAUCGCCUCAUCACAGCGCCAGUGAAGCGGUGGUGAGAUGAGUUUUCCAUUAUGCUGCCACUAUUCGCCUCAUUGACAUUUGUGGAUUUUCGGAAUAAAAACGUGAUUUUUCCAUCUAUCAAUCUGAUGUAGAGAACAGUGAUUAUCGAAAAACAAUCCCACCAUAAUUUGUGUUCUUAUCCAGCGUUAACAAUCGUGGUUUUUGUUUUCCUUGAAGUAUUCACCUUUUUUUUGGAGCGAUUUAAUGCGAUGCUUUUAAAUUCGGGGUGGUUGUGUUAUGUGAAUUCGAUAAUGUGGUAUAUCGAAAUUUUAAUUUUUGGGUCAACAUUCUGCGCCAAAUCUAACGGUCACAAAGGACCUUUUGCGCAUGCUCUGGAUGAUUGAGUGGGCUGAUUCCGGGCGUGGAGCCGCCAUCGCUGAAGAGUCUUAAGUAGGCAGAAAGAAAAUCUGAUCACUACUGUCUCAAGGUGGGUUUUUUUUCCUCUGGUCACCGAUUCUACUGGAGGCCAUGGAAAACUCAAUCAAUGUCCGGACCGCGACAUGGCGUGAAAGAGAAAUUAUUGAUCUCUUGGACUUGUGGGGGGAGGACAAGAUCCAGGAGGCCUUACGCAGAUCGCAUAGGAACAUUGACUGUUUUCGAAAAAUUGCCAACCAAAUGGCUGCUCGUGGUCACAAAAGAUCUGCUCUUGAGUGCCGGAACAAGACCAAGAGUAUGAGACUUGAAUACAAGAGGGUGAUUGCCCAUAACGGCACAUCUGGGAAUGCGCCCACAACUUGCGCUUACUUCAGAGAGCUACACAGCAUACUAAGAGGGGACGCAAGUGUGAAGCCAAAGCGCAUCGCUCGUAGCCUAAAUCUUGCAGUGCAGGAAAGUUCCAAACAUCCAGAUGUUACACCUGCAGACGGCUCGGAAGAGCUCUUCAGUCAUGAUCUUGUCACUGUUGACUACGAACAGAUUCGGAGCUCGACGCCUGCACCUAGAGCACACAGCUCCAUGUCCACAGAAGAGGAAACGGACUGUGACCUGGAUCACACAAUAGAUGGCCUGGCAGACAAAGAGAACAUGGAGCCUUGCAAUGAUGCCCAGGAAGACUGGACAUCAGAUCCGGUUGUCCCUUCAUCUCCCAAGGAAUCAUGUCCAGGUGGAUAUCCUAUGGAUCUUGCUGAGCUGUCUCCGGGGACACGUCUCUCCAAAAUAAGAAAUAGAAAACGAAAAAAUGCAGCCUUGUUCGGAGUCGCAGACAGAAUGCUGAGCCAGGCAAAGGAGGUUCACCGUGAGCAGCUUGACGAAUGGAGAAUUGAAAGGAAAGAGACUGUUAAGUGGCUCGAGGAGGACAAGAGGGUGCAGAGGGAAUUUCUAGAGGAGACUCGGCAGGAGAGGAGUGAUCUUAGGGCUUCCUGGAGGGAGAAUCUCGAAGUUAUGAAAACAGCGGUCAGCACAUUACAGACACUGGGUGAGAUAAUGGUACAGCAAAGGCUGAGUAACGCUCCCUCUGAAUUGGGAAACACUCAACAGGAAUCCCAGACCACAGCAACAAGAAAUGUUAAUGUGAGGCGUGCUUGUGUCGGUAGGGCAAGGGACAGGUUAACUUUGUAGCAUCGGCAAAAUGAAAAAUAAAAAUAGUUAUUGAUUGGUGGUCAGGUUACAUCCCGAUAGUUUUCUUUCCCACUUUGAGAUGAGAUGAUGAAGGGAUGGUUUUUUGGAAAAUGAGCCCUCUUUGUGGCUUUGUCAGUUCAUUUUUUCGAUUACAAAUUGGAAUAACAAGUCAGACAAAGUUGAAGUCUGGAAAAAGGUCUUUGUUGUCACACAAUAAAAACUAUGUACAUGUUAACAGUUA
Molecule: messenger RNA, 2267 nt
Organism: Eublepharis macularius
Lineage: Eukaryota; Metazoa; Chordata; Lepidosauria; Squamata; Eublepharidae
Exons: 4
Coding region: 938-2026 (362 amino acids)
Source: RefSeq, a predicted model, not a curated record